Molecule: messenger RNA, 2099 nt
Organism: Oppia nitens
Lineage: Eukaryota; Metazoa; Arthropoda; Arachnida; Sarcoptiformes; Oppiidae
Product: beta-galactosidase-1-like protein
Exons: 8
Coding region: 150-2099 (649 amino acids)
Biological process (GO): carbohydrate metabolic process
Cellular component (GO): vacuole
Molecular function (GO): beta-galactosidase activity
Source: RefSeq, a predicted model, not a curated record
GUAACAAAAUUUAUUAUUCAAAUUUAUUUUAACAAAUUACAAAUUUAAUUUCAAUUUAUAGAUUUAUUAUUAUAGACUAGUAUUAUAUUAUUUGUUAACUAAUUAGUUAUUUAAAUGUAGAUUUCAAUCACAAAACAACAGUACUAACAAUGUUUUUAUCUAUAAUAAAAUUAUUAUUAUUUUCACUAUUGAUUAUACUAUUUGUAUCAUUAUCAUAUGAAACCAGAUUUACUGUUAAUAAGAGUUUCAUUAUUGAUAAGACAAACAAUCAGUUCCUAAAAGAUGGUCAACCCUUUCGAUACAUCGCCGGUCAUAUCGAGUACUUUAAAGUGCCGGCAGUUUUAUGGAGAGAUCGGUUGACUAAAUACAAAAUGGCUGGACUUAAUGCCAUACAAAUAUAUGUUGAAUGGAAUUCACACGAACCGGAGGAAGGGAUGUAUCAUUUUGAUGGCGACAACGAUUUGAUUGGUUUUCUGAAGUUAGCCAACGAGUUGGACCUACUGGUGCUCGUAAGAACCGGUCCGUUCAUUGAUGCCGAAAGAGAUAUGGGAGGUCUACCCUAUUGGCUGCUAUCGAAAAAUCCAAAUAUGAAACUUCGGACAUCGGAUCCGUCAUAUUUGGUUGAAGUAGACAAAUGGUACGAUCGUUUGCUGCCAAUGUUGAUACCGAUGCUCUACAAAAAUGGUGGACCCGUUAUAAUGGUUCAGAUCGAGAAUGAAUACGGAAGUUAUUUUGCCUGCGAUUUCAAUUAUUUGAAACAUUUACGAGAUUUACACUACAAAUAUCUGGGAAGUGAUGUCCUAUUUUAUACUACCGAUGGAGGCGAAGACUAUUAUUUGAAAUGCGGUAAAAUUGAUAACGUGUUCGCAACGGUCGACUUCGGAUCGGAAAGAGAUGUUAAUGAAUCGUUUGCCGCCCAACGAUCCCAUCAACCGUACGGGCCGUACGUAAACUCUGAGUAUUAUACCGGUUGGAUUGAUCACUGGGAAGAGACACACUCGACGGUAACAUCGGCGGCCAUUUGUAAAGGGUUGGAUCAAAUGCUGGCAUUGAACGCAUCGGUAACACUUUACCCUAUGCAUGGCGGAACCAGUUUCGGGUUUACCGCCGGAUCUAAUAUCCAUAAGAAUAGGUUCUAUCCGUUAAUUACAAGCUAUGAUUUUGAUGCUCCACUCACCGAAUCGGGCGAUCCGACCGCUAAGUAUUAUGACGUCCGCAAUGUUAUCGGAAAAUAUCUAACACUACCAGUCGGAACAUUACCCAAACCCGAACCAAAAAUGCAAACCAAACCGCUUUUAAUGAAAUCGACUGCCAAUAUCUAUGAUGCGAUCGAAACUUUAGUACCAAUUGAAUCGGUUUAUCCGAAAACGUUUGAAUCAUUAAGACUACGACAGGGAUUCAUAUUGUACUCAACAACAGUUACUAACCAUACAUCAGAUCCGGCAGUGCUUACAGUAAAUGGACUCAGAGAUAGGGCUCAGGUGUUUGUCGAUAAGAAAUAUGCGGGAACUUUGAGCCGAACACAAAGUCUAUAUACAUUGGGAUUGGAUAUCGAGUUUGGGUCACAAUUGGAUAUAUUUGUUGAAAAUCARGGACGACCUGACUAUGGAAUUGAAAUACACGAAUCAAAAGGUAUCACCGAAAAUGUCACAUUAGGAUCGGUUGUGUUAAAAAACUGGAAACACUAUCUAUUGUUCACCGAUUGGCAACAAUAUAUCACUAACUUUAUCACCACUUUGUCCACCAGUUUGUUAUCCGAGACUAACUAUACUUCUGUCGACAGAAUUCCUACAUUCUUUACGACUGAAUUUGUUUUGCCGAACGACUCGACACUACCAUUGGAUUCAUUCCUACGUUUGGACGGUUGGCGCAAAGGUCUGGCAUUUUUGAAUGGUUUCAAUUUGGGCCGCUAUUGGACUGUUGGACCACAGCUGACACUGUAUGCACCCCGACAUCUGUUCAAUGCCUAUCCGAUGACAAACACAUUGAUUGUGUUUGAAUUGGAGCGAUCGGCUCCCAACAUGACUGUCCAGUUUGUGGCCACCAGUGUAUUGAACGCCACCAUUCCGUUUACAAGUGAACAUCAAUUACUUUUAUAA